UAAUACAUAUUAUUUCAUGGACAAUCAAUGCCAUACUUGUUCUUUUCCCGCUCCUAAGAGCUUAAAAUGUGUUCAUGAAUAAUUUGAUAGUGUGUGUGGGGCAUCCAUAUAAGUUAUAUUAGUAAGACGCUCCGAUUAUUGCACAGUUAUUUAGAAUUUAGAUUUAAUAAUACUUUAAGAAAAAGGAAUGUCGUGUUGCGAUGGAAAUGAUGAAGAGGAACAAAGACCGCAACCAACUCGCGUACGGGGAUGCACGGAUAUUUUCUGGAUGUGUUUUUUUAUAGCAUUUUGGUUUCUUAUGAUUUUAAUAGCAGCUUUUGCAUUGGUAUAUGGUAAUCCAUUACGUCUCAUAAAUGGAUAUGAUAGCUUUGGUAAUACAUGCGGUAUGAAAAAUAAUCCAAAAUUUGGGAGCAUGGAGCUUUUUGGACAAGAUACUAGUGAUAAACCAUAUUUAUUUUUCCUUGACGUAAAAAAUGUAUCACAGUCUUUAAAAAUUUGUGUCAAAAAAUGUCCUGAUAGAACUAUGAUAACUAUGGACGAUAUAUGUCAAUUUUAUAAAGAAACAGGUUCUCAGUUAUGCCAUGAUAAACCAGGAAAUGAUUUUAGUGCUUGUAGUACUGGAAUUAAUAAGCACAAUAAGACAGGAUCUUGUCCUGAACUACCUGUUUACAAUAGCAUUCCAAUACUUAAUCGUUGCAUUCCGAAGGCUGUUCAAGAUGUAGGGGAAACAAUUAUUUCUAACUUAUAUGGUCUCAUUAAUUCAUGGGAUGUGAUUGAACAAAUAUUAGGUGAUCUAUAUAAAACUUGGAGAGAAAUCUUAGCAUUAUCCUUUUUAGCUUUUGUACUGUCCCUUUUCAUGAUUGCCAUCUUUCAUUUGUUGGCAAGUAUUGUAACUUGGAUAGUAAUGAUCCUUGUCAGCAUUGCAUCAGUAGCUGGAACAGGAUUAUUAUGGUGGACAUAUAUAGGAAUAAAAAGAACAUUAGAUAAAACAGAUCCAAAUCAACUUUUAGAAGAAUCAGUUAGAAAUGAAAGAGCUUUUUUAAUAUUUUCUAUUAUCGCAACAAUAAUAACAAUUAUACUGUUGUUACUUGUUUUUGUUUUACGUAAACGUAUUAGUUUUAUGACAGCAUUAUUUAGGGAAAGUGCAAAAUGUUUAGGAGAACUACCUGGUUUAUUUUUCCAACCAUUAUUAACCUUUACUGCUUUAAUUCUAUUCUUUGCUUUUUGGGUUACAGUCAUCUUAUGUCUUGCUACAGCUAAUUAUCCAGGAACAAAAUCAGUUCAAAUGUAUAAAAAUCAUAUAUUUGAUCCUCUGAAUUUAAGUUCUCUUGGAGAAAAAAAUAUUUUUAUACAAGAAGAAAAACUAAGCAUUUCUAUACAUAAAUUUAAAACAUUUACGCUCGUUGAAUACGUUGAUGCAACUUGGGUAAAAUAUAUGUGGUGGGUUUAUAUAAUAGGUUUGAUAUGGACAUCAGAAUUUAUAAUUGCUUGUCAAGAUAUGGUAAUAGCUGGUGCAGUUGCACAUUGGUAUUUCAGAGAUAAGGAUGCAAGCUUAUCACCAGUAUGUUCAGCUAUUGGAAACUUGAUUAGUUAUCAUUUGGGUUCGGUUGCUUGUGGAUCAUUCUUAAUAACUCUUUUUAAAUUACCUCGUCUUAUUUUGACAUAUUUGCACAAGAAAUUUGAGAAAAACAAAGAAACUUCUCCAUGUGCACAAUGUGGUCUGAAGUGUUGUAUUUGUUGUUUUUAUUGUUUAGAAAAGUUUAUCAGGUAUAUGAACCAUAAUGCAUAUACAGUUGUUGCCAUUGAAGGAACAAAUUUUUGCAAUGCUGCUAGAAUUGCUUUCAAAACAAUUGUUGAUAAUGCUCUACAAGUAGCUGUAAUUAAUGGUAUAGGAGAUUUUAUAUUAUUCUUAGGAAAAUGUUUUGUCACAGCUGCUACAGGAAGUGUUGGAUUACUCUUCAUGAGGCAUGAUCCACGAUUGCAUUUUUAUGCGGCACCAAUUUUUAUUACUUGUAUUUUUGCAUUUUUUAUUGCACAUUGCAUUAUUUCAUUAUACGAGACUGUUAUAGAUACUUUAUUUUUAUGUAUAUGUGAAGAUAGAAAUUUAGGUGGAGAAAAUGGAAAAUGGCGUCAGUCUCCAUUAGCACACAUUGGAUCAGAUGUUAAUACAAAUGGUCAGCAAUCUCAUGAAUUAUCACCAAUGAAUACAUAAACACACAUUUGAAUAUUAGUAUUAAUUUAUAUUGCAAUUCUUCCAUAGCUUAUUCAAAUGUCUUUCAGAUAUAUUUUUUCUAUUAUCAUUUUUGUAACAAUAUAUAGUUAUUCAUUUCAGUAUUUUUUUUAUUUUAUGAAAACUACAUAUUGUUUAUAGUGAUAACUUCAAUUACAAAUAUGCCUUAUGCAAUAUAGAUUAAUAAUAGAAUUUUAAAUAAUAUAUUAGAUAUAUAAUUUUUAAAUAAUAUGAAUGUAAAGUAAAAUUUAUGAUUUAUAUAAAUCAGAAUCAAUCAAGAGAAAUAUUUUUGAGAUGCAUUAUAUGCCUAAUAUGAGAUUUUUUAUCUAUACAACGACACUAUAGUUAUACAUGAUGUUAUAUAGAUAGCAGAUUUUUAUAAGAUAGGUAUACAACUUUUAGUUUGCAGACAGUUUUAUUAAUAUAAAAUGAGGCUU
This is a messenger RNA of Vespa mandarinia (Asian giant hornet), 2667 nucleotides long. RefSeq names its product choline transporter-like protein 1 (gene Ctl1). Lineage: Eukaryota; Metazoa; Arthropoda; Insecta; Hymenoptera; Vespidae. Gene Ontology annotation, molecular function: transmembrane transporter activity. Gene Ontology annotation, cellular component: membrane. Gene Ontology annotation, biological process: transmembrane transport. The record is from RefSeq and is a predicted model, not a curated record.